AUGACCAUAGUUAACAAGGCAAAAUCUUCAAAAUCUAAGAAAUCAUCAUCAAGGCGGUCUGACAAAUCUAUGAAACCCCGUACUAAAAAAAUGACGUCACGCACCGCAAAUUUGGGCCGGGCACCACCUGCAGAAGAUCCAAACAAAGUCUCUGUGGACAAAGGAGCUGGAGGUGAUAUUUAUUGUAGAUCAUCUCAAAAAUCUAAGCCUUUUGCCCAAAGAGAUCUAGUUUUUAAUGACGGAAUUGCCCCUCCGCAAAGGAUUCUUUUUCCACCUGAGAAAAUUUGUAUGGAUUGGCAACAAACACAAAGCGUUGGAGUUGGACUGCAGAAUCUCGGCAACACGUGUUUCCUGAAUUCCACUCUACAGUGUUUGACCUACACGCCUCCUCUCGCCAAUUACAUGCUUUCUCUUGAACACACCCAGUCAUGUCAUGAAGAAGGCUUCUGUAUGAUGUGUACAAUGGAAACUCACAUUAAUCAGGUCCUGUGUUGCUCUAAUAAUGCCAUCAAACCUACAUCUGUUAUCAAUGGCCUUAAAAGAAUAGGAAAACAUUUCCAUUUUGGCAGUCAAGAGGAUGCACAUGAAUUCUUAUGCUUCACUGUUGAUGCUUUGCAGAAAGCUUGCUUGAAUGGAAGCACCAAAUUGGACAGAUCUUCUCAAGCCACCACACUUAUUUAUCAAAUAUUUGGAGGAUAUCUAAGAUCCCGAGUAAAGUGCUUGAACUGCAAAGCAGUUUCGGAUACAUAUGAGCCAUUCCUCGAUAUUCCUUUGGAUAUAAAGGCAGUUACAUCUGUCACCAGAGCUCUAGAACAAUUUGUGAAACCGGAACAACUGGACGGUGAAAAUAGCUAUAAGUGUAGCAAGUGUAAAAAGAUGGUUCCUGCGUCGAAGAGGUAUACGAUACAUCGUUCUUCCAACGUUCUCACAAUAUCAUUGAAAAGAUUCGCAAAUUUUACAGGUGGAAAGAUCAACAAGGAUGUAAAAUAUCCGGAAUAUUUGGAUCUUCGAGCAUAUAUGUCCCAAUCGAUUGGAGAACCACUCAUCUAUGCUUUGUACGCAGUUCUUGUACAUAGUGGCUUCAACUGUAACGCCGGACACUAUCUCUGCUUCAUAAAGGCAGGUAAUGGACUUUGGUAUCGAAUGAAUGAUGCCUCAGUAGAACUUUCUGAUAUCAAAACAGUUCUCAAUCAGCAAGCUUAUGUACUUUUUUAUAUCAGGCGCUAUGAUUUGACGCUCGGAGAACGUGCUUUUUACUUGCCAGCACCGUCCUAUCCCCGUUCAUUCCUUGGUCAGCGGGGGGCUAAUAAUAAGCAGGCAGGAUACAUGGGACCACGACUUCCUCCUCAUAUGAUUAAGAAUUCAAGUCGCUUAAAUGGAAAUGGACCCCUGAAAGAGGAUCCAAAUACUGCUGGUGUCACCCUAAAAAGGCCGUCUUCAGCUCCACCAGCAGCUUGCGUUCAAAACUGGGCAAUUACCAGGCCUCCAAUUACUGACCCAUCAAAAAACCAGAAGAUCACUAUCAGUAUUCAUAACAAAUUGCCUGCACAUCAGACUGUGUUGCAACCGGACUGUCUUAGCAGUGCUGCAGCGGAUGAGGAUCUAAGCAAGCCUGUUCCUUCAUCCACAGUUACAAAUUCUUCUGCAGCAGAGUCUACCUCAAACGCAUCUACAAUGUCAGUUGCUACUAAUGUUUCCAAACAGGACGUUCCUGAUGAAAUUUUUGUUGAGCCAGCAGUGAAUGGAAAUCCUAAACUCAGCUCUGAUAACGCAGUCCCUUACAGUGUAGAAUCUUCAGGAAAGUCUGAGGAGUCCAAGGGGUUGUUUAAAAGGAAUUGCAACAUAGUAUCUUCUAAUGGACUUUUGAUUGGAAAGGUGGUCCGUACAUUGCAGAAUUCCCAUUCUUCCUGUCAGAAUGCUGAGGAAGAAAGAUCUCAGCAUGAGCUGCCAAAAAACGAUUCACUAAAUGGUGCUAUUAGUUUAGACAAUGAAUCUAAAGAAAAUGGACUGAAACUUGAUGAUUCCACUUGCCAAGUCCAACCUGUUAAACCUUCCGAGAUUUUCUUUUCUAAAACAAAUGGAUUGCUUGAAACGAUGCCUAUAGCUUUGUCACCGGUUCCUCAAGAAAUAAUCUUAGAAUCUCUCACAUACAGCCAGUUGAACAGCUUGUCAGAGGAAAUAAGUGCCCCUGGAGCACAGAAAUCUUCUGAGAAUGAUGCUCUUAUGGAAACUGUAGUGAUGGAUGCACUGUUUGCCUAUGAAGAAUCGAGGAAGGCUCCUUCCAACUUUAGCUGUGAGGUUGAGAAUCUUUUUACUCAAUCAGAUUCUGAAACCGUUUCUACCAAAGAAGAAGUUGCUGAAAGUAUUAUAACAAAAGCUGAUAAUGCGCAUCCCAGUAUCAAUGGUCAGCACAAGGUCAGGAAAAAAUCCUUGGACACUGAAGAUGAAUUCCUUGGACAGUGUGAGUCUGAAGACAAUAGAGACAAAGACAGACCAAGAAGAUCAAAAGAACAUGAACUCGUUUCAAAAGAAAAUCCUUUGUACAUCAAAGGGUCUCCUGAGAGUGAAGAGAAAUUAGGGCAAACUUCCUCUAUAAAGUCUGACAUUGAAUGUAGUUCUAAAAAACUUGCAUCUCUAGACAUUACAGAUAAAUGCCAAGAUACAAAGGACAUUUCAAAUAACUACGUAGAGGUACCACCUGUUAAUGACUCUUCUAUUAUGAAGCUGGAUAAAGUUUUGGAGAGUCAAUUUUCUAGAGAAAAUGAGGGACUUAAUAAUAAAAAAUGUGAAGAAGAUAAACAUAGGAAAAAAUAUAAGAAAAAAAUAUAUGACUCUAAAAAAAAUGACAAAGAGCACUACCGAAAGAAGAGAGAACACUCAGACACUGAAGAAAGGGAGGAGAAGCAAACCAGGAGCAAACCAGAUGAUCAUUCCCACAAGAGGAGACGCUCUCGCAGUGCGGAAACAAAUAAGCAAAAUCGUCAUAAGCAGGAGUAUUGCAACGAAAGCAAGUACAGAUCUUCCCAUAAUGAAAGAAACAGUCCAAAUAAUGGCAAAAGCUCAGGAAAAUAUUCUCGUUAUAGAUCCCGAAGCAGAGAAAGAACAGAACAAGACAGGAAUAGGUAUUAUCAUUCCAAAAGAGAGAGAACUUGGAGCAGAGAAAGAUACUAUCAAGAUGAGCCACGGAGAUGGGAAAAAUGCAGAUACUACAAUGAUUAUUAUUCCUCCCAUGGAGCAAGAGAUGGUAGACAGAGAAAGUCCUCUUACUGUGAUAAAGACUUUGACAAAUCGAUUCAAGCCUACAACAACAGGUCACAUAAGAAUUAUCAUUGCAAAAGCAGAUGGCCUCACAACACAUUCUCUAGAGAGGAAGAUGUAUAUCAUUUUAGCAGCCACAGAGCAAACUUACAUCAUUGUUUGGUACCGCAGCAGCAAUCCGAAAAAUAUUCUCGUGAAAGGCAUGUGCUUCCGCCUAUGUCAACUCAUUCAAAUUUUGAGGACUCUUCCCAGGAAAAUGAAAAAGAAAAAAUAAGAAAUGGCAAAAGAAAAUAUACCCAUGCAGAAGAAAGUGAGAGUGAAAUAGAAAAGAAAUGCCGAAAGAUAGGUGACCAAAGAAUGAAAAAAUACAAAAAGGUCAAGAAGAAAAAGAAGUCCAAAGAUAAACAUCGAGAGAAGGAUUACAAACUUUAUGAUUUGGAUUUCUCUGUGCUCCGCUUUGACAAUGACAAUCGCAAACAUAAGAAAAAGAAGAAAAAGAAGAAAGACAUCAGGAAACUGAAAGGUUUCUUGGAAUAUUUAGAUCCUCGUUUCCGGAAGAAGACACGAGAGAAGAAGGAAGAAUCCUCUCCUACAGCAGACUAUUUAUGUGAGCAAUACAGAAACCAGGGCACUAAACAACCCUACAAGGAAGGGAAGCCUUCUGGUGCAGGUGAAAGCAAGAAAUACAGCUCCGUCCCAUCCAAUGAGUAUGUUAAAGAUGCGGAGCUCACUGAUGGAAGCCUUCAAUACUCAAACUAA
Tauraco erythrolophus (red-crested turaco) is the source of this 4017-nucleotide messenger RNA. RefSeq names its product ubiquitin specific peptidase 42 (gene USP42). Gene Ontology annotation, cellular component: nucleus; cytosol. NCBI's taxonomy places the organism in Eukaryota, Metazoa, Chordata, Aves, Musophagiformes, Musophagidae. The record is from RefSeq and is a predicted model, not a curated record. Gene Ontology annotation, biological process: protein deubiquitination; regulation of apoptotic process. Gene Ontology annotation, molecular function: cysteine-type deubiquitinase activity.